GCUCCGCCCAAACCCAAUGGUCACAUAAAUUCCUUCCCUUUCGCCUGGCCCGGGACAGCCUCCCAGGAACCUCUGCCUCUGACUACAGCGCAGCUUCCCUCCUCUGCCCGCUCCUGGCAGACCCAGCAGGACCCAAACGUACCAGCCAGCAGCAUGGCCACCAAGUGCGGGAGCUGUGGACCCGGGUACCCUAGUCCUCUGGAGGCCAUGAAAGGGCCCAGGGAAGAGAUUGUCUACCUGCCCUGUAUUUACCGAAACACGGGCAUUGAGGCCCCGGAUUAUCUAGCCACAGUGGACGUUGACCCUAAGUCUCCCCAGUAUUGCCAGGUCAUCCACCGGCUGCCCGUGCCCAACCUGAAGGACGAGCUGCACCACUCGGGGUGGAACACGUGCAGCAGCUGCUACGGGGACAGCAGCAAGGCCCGCAGCAAGCUGGUGCUGCCCUGCCUCAUCUCCUCCCGCGUCUACGUGGUGGAUGUGGGCACCGAGCCCCGCGCCCCGAAGCUGCACAAGGUCAUUGAGCCUGAGGACAUCCAUGCCAAGUGUGGCCUGGGCUACCUUCACACCAGCCACUGCCUGGCCAGUGGGGAGGUGAUGAUCAGCACCCUGGGAGACCCCAAGGGCAAUGGCAAAGGGGGUUUCGUGCUGCUGGAUGGAGAGACCUUUGAGGUGAAGGGGACGUGGGAGAAGCCUGGGGGUGCUGCGCCUUUGGGUUAUGACUUCUGGUACCAGCCUCGACACAAUGUCAUGAUCAGCACCGAAUGGGCAGCUCCCAACGUUUUAAGAGAAGGCUUCAACCCCGCCGAUGUGGAGGCUGGACUGUAUGGAAGCCACCUGUACGUGUGGGACUGGCAGCGCCACGAGAUCGUGCAGACCCUGCCUUUACAGGACGGGCUCAUCCCCCUGGAGAUCCGCUUCCUGCACAACCCAGCUGCUGCCCAGGGCUUCGUGGGCUGUGCCCUCAGCUCCAACAUCCAGCGCUUCUUCAAGAACGAGGGAGGCACUUGGUCGGCAGAGAAGGUGAUCCAGGUGCCCCCCAAGAAAGUGAAGGGGUGGAUCCUGCCUGAAAUGCCAGGCCUGAUCACUGACAUCCUGCUGUCCCUGGAUGACCGCUUCCUCUACUUCAGCAACUGGCUGCAUGGGGACCUGCGUCAGUACGACAUCUCUGACCCUCAGAAGCCCCGACUCACGGGACAGCUCUUCCUGGGGGGCAGCAUUGUGAAGGGAGGCCCUGUGCAAGUGCUGGAGGACCAGGAGCUAAAAUCCCAGCCAGAGCCCCUGGUGGUCAAGGGGAAACGGGUGGCUGGAGGCCCUCAGAUGAUCCAGCUUAGCCUAGAUGGGAAGCGUCUCUAUGUCACCACGUCGCUGUACAGUGCCUGGGACAAGCAGUUUUACCCUGAUCUCAUCAGGGAAGGCUCCGUGAUGCUACAGGUUGAUGUAGACACAGUAAAGGGGGGGCUGAAGUUGAACCCCAACUUCCUGGUGGACUUCGGGAAGGAGCCCCUCGGCCCGGCGCUGGCCCAUGAGCUCCGCUACCCUGGGGGUGACUGCAGCUCUGACAUCUGGCUCUGAAGCUCACCCCUCUGAACCCCACUGCCACGUUCUGAGCCCUCUCUUCCCCCGGGACCUGGCUGCCCUCUGCUCUCUGGGCCACCACCCGUGGCAGCUUGCCCCACCAAAGCCAAACUGAGGCAGAUGAAAUGUAUUAAGCGGUGUCGCCAUGUACCAACCACUGUUCCGUGCUGCUCCCCGUGCUGUCUUUACAUGAGCUCUUGAAAUUAUUUCACCAAAAAAUAAACUGGUGAAAAAAUAAACCUAUUCCUUAGGUCA
Messenger RNA from Myotis daubentonii (Daubenton's bat), 1830 nucleotides. RefSeq names its product selenium binding protein 1 (gene SELENBP1). Lineage: Eukaryota; Metazoa; Chordata; Mammalia; Chiroptera; Vespertilionidae. Gene Ontology annotation, molecular function: selenium binding. The record is from RefSeq and is a predicted model, not a curated record.